GAUUCACAUCUCAUUUAUAAACUGGAAAUUUGCAAAUUUACUGUUUUGUUUAGUGUAUAUUAUAAUAUACUUACGUAAAAUACAUUUUUUAUCGAUAUAAAAGAAGUGUAAAAUUAGUAACAAUGUCGGCCGAUGUGGCAGAAGCUGUGCAAAACUUAGAAUUACCUCCAUUGCGUACAUUAAAUGACUUCAUUUUAGGCUCUGCCCGUUUUCAGUUGCCUAAUCUGAAGGAUUUCGAUAAAUGGGGUAAUCGCGUUGUAAAGAAUCUUCUGUAUUAUCAGACAAAUUACUUUUUGAUAUUUCUAUCGAAUUACGCUCUGAUGAUAUUAUUCAAUCCGUUAAAAAUUUUAUGCGGCCUUCUUGUCCAAGCAAUGGUUAUAGCAAUUAUUUUGCAUUUCUUUAGUGGUAAACAAAGAAUUGUUGGUGUUAAACUACAUAAUCCAAAUCAAAAAUGGUACUUCUUAGCCGGUUCGCUGUUAAUGGGUUACAUGUUGCUGCAUUGGUUCGACGCGGUAUUAUUGACGAGCUUUACAUUGUUGUUACCCUUUUCGUUAACAUUUGUACAUGCUUCGUUACGUUUAAGAAAUUUAAAAAAUAAAGUCACCAACACCAUGGUUAUUUUAAAUCCAUCUACUCCAAUGGGGAUGUUCUUAGACGCUUUCAAUAUUGCAGCCGAUAGUAUACUCAACUAAAUUGUUUAAUAAUGAAUUUCACCACAAAAUAACUGAACUAAGACAUGUUUUUGUAAUAUUUAAUUUAAUUUCAUUCAGUUUAAAAUAUGUUUAUAAUGCAGUACGAAUCAAGUUUGAUACUGUACACAAUUUCUUUGUACUAUACUAUGUACAUUUAAAAAACUUGAAACAGCUUUCUUUUGUAGUAUAUCUUUAAUGUCUCAUUGUAUAAAAACUUAUUUAAUAUUGGUGGAUACGCGUAUUAAAUGAAUUAAUUACAGCGAAUAAUACACAAUUGUUUAGAAAUAUGAUUUUUUUUUACAAAAUAUAUAAUAUAAGAUGUUAUUGUAAUAAUAUUUUUAAUAUAAGAUGUUAUUGUAAUAAUAUUUUUUUUUCAGUAUAAAACACAAACUAUAUCAUCUAAGAGUUUUUGUAAUUAUUAAUAUUUUCUUUCAAUUCAAAAUAUUCAUGUAAUGAAAUAUACAUAAUUCAAGUUUAACACUGUGAAUGAUGCCAAAAACACUAACAGGUUUCUUAAUAUUAUUUAGAUUUUGUAAAAAAUCUUUAUUACUUCUUCAUUGUAAAAACAAUUAUAAACACAAAAAGUGUUUCCUUAUGUAUUUACAUCAAAAGAACCUUCUUUUCUAACAAAAUUUUAUUGUUUCUUUAUUGUAUAAAAAAUGACUUAAUUUUGUUGUAUUUAAAAAGUUUUUUUUAAUUUUUUGUAUUUUUGGUAAUAACACUACUGUUGAGCUUUGGGUAAAAUAAACAAAUGUAAUGUUUUGUUUAUGAAUGAAUUAUUAAAUUUGAUUGUUACGUAAAAAUAUUAAUACACAACUAAUUGUUUAAAAAUAAUUUUUAACUCUAAAUAUCUAAACUAAGAAUUUUUUCUAAUACAUAUUAAACAUAAUAUAUUUAUUUUCUUUGAAUUUCAAUUAAAUAUGUAUAUAAUAAAAUAUGGAAUUUAAAAAAUUUUACUUGUUGCAAAAACACUUCUGAGAUGUGUUUCAAAAAACACAUGUAAACAACACAACACAAUUUUUUGUAAUAAUAGCUUUUUUGUUUUUCUUUGUACAAACAAUUUAAUAAAAAUGUUAUUUUUGAUUAAAUUA
Messenger RNA from Calliphora vicina (urban bluebottle blowfly), 1783 nucleotides. RefSeq names its product Jwa (gene Jwa). Gene Ontology annotation, cellular component: membrane. The record is from RefSeq and is a predicted model, not a curated record. Lineage: Eukaryota; Metazoa; Arthropoda; Insecta; Diptera; Calliphoridae. The transcript has 2 exons. The coding region runs from base 123 to 692 and encodes 189 amino acids.